CCUGAGGCUGCCUGAAUCUUGAGUGUACUGACUCACGGAGUGCAGCCGCUCGCUCAGCACCAGUUCCCCGCGUCACCUCUGCACGGGCAGCACAUCAGCUCACCACCAGUCCACCACCGCCAACAGUCAUGGCCAGCACCAGGUUCGCCGAGGUUCAGAUGGCGCCUCCCAUCGAGGUGUUCGCCGUGAGCAAAGCCUUCACGGACUCCACUCACGAGAAGAAAGUCAAUCUCAGUGUGGGAGCUUACCGCACUGAUGACAGCAAGCCAUGGGUGCUGCCGGUGGUGAGGAAGGUGGAGAAGAUGCUGGCAGAGGAUGACUCUCUCAAUCACGAGUACUUCCCCAUCCUUGGCCUGGAGGCGUUCAGCACUGCCGCCUCCAAGAUCCUGCUUGGGGACUCUCACCCAGCGUUCGGCGAGGGCAGGGUGACCUCAGUGCAGACACUCUCCGGCACAGGCGGUCUGCGUGUAGCAGCGGACUUCCUUCAUGGAGUCCUCAAGUAUACCUCUGUGUACUACUCCAGCCCAACCUGGGGUAACCACCGCCUGAUCUUCCAGCUUGCUGGCUUCACCAACCUGUGUACUUACCGCUACUGGGAUGCUGAGAAGCGUGGCCUCAACAUUGAUGGAAUGCUGGAGGACCUGUCCAAGGCUCCUGAAAACUCUGUGGUCAUCCUGCAUGCAUGUGCUCACAAUCCCACUGGUGUUGACCCCACACAGGACCAAUGGAAGAAGAUUGCUGACUUGAUUGAGAGCAGGAAGCUGUUCCCUCUGUUUGACUCGGCCUACCAAGGCUUUGCCUCUGGGGACCUGGACCAUGAUGCCUGGGCUGUGCGCUACUUUGCGGACCGUGGCUUUGAGAUGAUGGGCACUCAGUCCUUCUCAAAGAACUUUGGCCUUUACAACGAGCGCAUUGGUAACCUGGUGCUGCUGCUAAAGGAUCCAGCCUGCAUCCCUGCCGUGCGGUCCCAGCUGACCCUGCUGGUGCGAGGCUGCUACUCUAACCCUCCCUGCCACGGUGCACGCAUCGUCACUAAGGUGCUCACUGACCCAGCGCUCUUCGAGGAGUGGAAGGAAUGCAUCCGGACAAUGAGUGGACGCAUCAAGGAGAUGAGGAAAGGCCUGAGGGAACGCCUAGAGAAGCUGGGCACUCCUGGCACCUGGGACCACAUCACUGCCCAGAUUGGCAUGUUCUCCUUCACUGGCAUGACAGCUGCACAAGCCAAGCACCUUGCCGACAAGUACCACAUCUUCCUCCUGUCCAGUGGAAGGAUAAACAUGUGUGGCAUCACUACUGGCAAUAUUGACUACGUUGCCGAGGCGAUCCAUGACGCCGUCUCCAACGUCACCCAGGCCUAGAGGUCCUGAGCACAGAACACAGGAUGGUAGUUCAGCAUCACAUGCUGUAGUGUCGUAAUUCCACAGAGGGAGAUAGAGAAAGAGUGCACAUGUGUAGGGCAGUCUGUCACAGCAUUAAUUGUUAUUAGUUAUAGUUAUAAGUCACAAUGUUAUGGCACUUGUUAAAGCAUUUAAAUGAUCAUCUUUGUGAAAUUACUUUUUUUCUUGUAUUAUAUUUGCAUCUUAUGAGUCAGUACUCAUCUGUGAUAGUUAAAUUAAUAAGAGGUUGUCUAAAGUGUUGAGAUUAAAUUGUUAUUCAUGCAAGUGUUACCAAAGAGGUGAUCUGUAAGAGGAUGGGAGGGGAAGCACCAACACAGUGAGGGCGUGGCUCUGCUUGCCACACUGCACUGCUCAGCACAACGUGGAACAUACACACACACACACACACGCAGGGUCAUAUGCUGCAUAUUCUAGUAUAAAUGUUCACCAUCUAGAUAAAAGUAGAAAAGAAUUGUACCUUAAAUUUUUGCACCUCCAGUUUAAUGCUAAAGAAGAAUAUCAUACUUGCUUUUAUAUCCUUUGUAAGUUCAAACAGGCAUAAUUUGUGAUGCAGCUUCAGGUACAUGACAUAACAGAAGACAUUGGCAAAAAGACAAAUGCGUACUCCCAAGCAGGAAAAUUAUUGAAUAUAUUGAUAGUCAUUCCAGAAGUCACUCCAUCAGAGGAAGAUAAUGUGUCCUUGGAAUAUGUAAGACAGCAGCAUUUGAGGCAAGCAGUUGUUGGAUAGUGUGGCUGAGUAAAUGACAUAUUGGAGCCAGUGCCUGGUAUUCAUUGUGGAUGGUGCAGCUUUGUGGAGAAAUUCACAGGUGCUUAGAUGCAAUGAUUCAGGUAUUGUUUAACAGCUGGAGCAGGGAAUUGCAAAGAGCAACAACAUGUAUAUAUUAAGAUGUAUAUUUAUAUACACAAGCCUUCAGUUCAUCAAUAAAUAAUAAAGUAUUUAAAAAUA
Messenger RNA from Portunus trituberculatus (swimming crab), 2343 nucleotides. It is a transcript of the gene Got1, whose product is annotated as aspartate aminotransferase, cytoplasmic-like. Gene Ontology annotation, cellular component: cytosol. The record is from RefSeq and is a predicted model, not a curated record. Gene Ontology annotation, biological process: L-aspartate biosynthetic process. Gene Ontology annotation, molecular function: pyridoxal phosphate binding; L-aspartate:2-oxoglutarate transaminase activity. The transcript is spliced from 8 exons. NCBI's taxonomy places the organism in Eukaryota, Metazoa, Arthropoda, Malacostraca, Decapoda, Portunidae. The coding region runs from base 129 to 1358 and encodes 409 amino acids.